Molecule: messenger RNA, 582 nt
Organism: Tilletiaria anomala UBC 951
Lineage: Eukaryota; Fungi; Basidiomycota; Exobasidiomycetes; Georgefischeriales; Tilletiariaceae
Product: 40S ribosomal protein S9
Exons: 3
Coding region: 1-582 (193 amino acids)
Biological process (GO): translation; positive regulation of translational fidelity
Cellular component (GO): cytosolic small ribosomal subunit
Molecular function (GO): rRNA binding; structural constituent of ribosome
Source: RefSeq, a predicted model, not a curated record
AUGCCGAAGGCACCCAGAAAGCAAUCUAAGACCUACAAGGUCCCCCGGCGUCCUUUCGAGUCCGCUCGUCUGGACAGUGAGCUCAAGCUCGCCGGAGAGUAUGGUCUCCGUAACAAGAGGGAGAUCUGGCGUAUUUCGCUCACUCUCUCCAAGAUCAGGCGAGCUGCUCGUGAGCUGCUCAAGCUCGACGACAAGGACCCUAAGCGUCUCUUCGAGGGCAAUGCCAUCAUUCGCCGUCUCGUGCGCAUUGGUGUGCUUGACGAGACCCGCAUGAGGCUUGAUUACGUACUGGCCCUCAAGAUUGAGGACUUCCUCGAGCGCCGUCUGCAGACUCAGGUCUUCAAGAGCGGCCUGGCCAAGAGCAUUCACCACGCCCGCGUCCUUAUCCGCCAGCGUCACAUUCGUGUCGGCAAGCAGAUUGUCAACGUCCCGUCCUUUGUCGUCCGUCUCGACUCGCAGAAGCACAUUGACUUUGCCCUGACGUCGCCAUACGGCGGUGGACGGGAGGGCCGUGUCAAGAGGAAGCGCGCGAAGGCCGCCGCUGGCGGUGACGGCGAGGAGGGUGGCGAGGAGGAAGAGUAA